This is a messenger RNA of Symbiodinium pilosum, 2286 nucleotides long. The record is from the annotation of a GenBank genome assembly. NCBI's taxonomy places the organism in Eukaryota, Dinophyceae, Suessiales, Symbiodiniaceae.
AUGGGCGCUGCUGCAUCUGAUGGCAUCGACCCCGAGACAGAGCCGUUGCGAAUUUUGCUUUCGCAAAAUCAAGACGCUCCCACGGGUGAUGCCUCCGCCCACGAUGAAGAGGUGACAGAGCUGCGCCGCAGGGCGUAUCAGCUUCACAGAGAGAAGAUCUGGUGGAGGGAUGAGUGCCGCAAGGUGGAGGAGGAGCUGGAGCGACGGCUUUUCUGGGGAACAGUGCGCCUUCAUUCACCUUUGACGAGUACUGAGCAGAUUGUGUACCGGCCCGACUACUACAGUCAGGACUCGAAGUGGUACAAGAUGAAUUGCCCGUGUUGCCGCAGACCUGUGGAGGUCACGAUCACAGAGCUGGCGCAGACCUGGAAGGCAGCUGGAGCAGCUCCAGGGUGCUUGGAUGUUGUGGUUUGCUUGUGGAAAGGGCACCGCUGCAAGCAGGCCCCACAAGCAUCUGGGCGCCGUGCCUUCGUCGGCUCGCUCUGGGGUGCCAAUGCUGGCUACGCCCUGGGUGAGGGCCUUAGCGUCCUGAGUGCAGGUUUGGCAGAGUUUAUAGGAGCCCUGGUUCUUGGCGUGCGGCUGCGUGAGCUCUCGCCCGACAUCGAGCGUGUGAUGCUGCACACGGACGACGUGCCACAGAACUACCUCCAGGCAUUCGCGCAGGAUGGGUUGUGGCAGCUCAAGGAGGUGAACUACAUUGAUGGCGUGGAGGAUCUCUAUGUAAGCAAGGGCAAUAUCUUCGAUGGCGUGUUUACCAAACUGGCCGCCUGGACUCUGGUGGAUUUUGAGAAGGUGCUGCUCCUGGAUUUGGACAUCAUCCCGUUUCGGCCCAUGGAUGAACUCUUCGACCUGCCCUGUCCAGCCGCCAUGGUGCGAGGUCAGGGUGACAACCUGCACGGUGAGCAGGUGGAUGGCAGGCGCUUCUUUGCUGGAGGUGACAAUCAGGACUAUCCUUGGGGACAGACAGGUGGCAUCAAUGCAGGUGUCAUCCUGCUGCAGCCUGACAUGGAUGUAUACCAGCAGAUGCAGUCAGAGGUGACUUGCAAGAACCAUCCCUCCCAUAUUGCAGGGAAUGGGCCGGAGCAGGACUACUUGUCACGCUUCUUUGCCUCAAGACGGGACUCUCCAUGGCAUCAGAUUGAUGUUUCCUGGAAUUACCAGCUCCAUCAGUCCCUGUAUGCCGUGGAGCGUGUUGUGGAGUGGCAUCGCUUCAUGGUCAACUCUGGGAAGGAGUUUAGCAGGGCUGACCUCGAGUGGAUGCCGAAGCGUAUGCGAAUGGGACUUGAGGACAUAGGUGUGGUGCACUUUAGUGGAGAGGUGAAGAUGUGGCACCUCUUCCUGAAGACGCACCGUUCUGACGAUGUGCGACGUAAUGUCAGUCACGAGGCCACGAAUGGUGACUCCGAGGCCUGGACUGACGAGAAGUUUGCCGCACACAUCAUGUCAGUCCAGCGUGGCUAUCCACUAUGGAUGUCCAGGACUGCUGACCUUGAAGAGUACGAGGAGCGGGGAUGCAGAAGAGAAGGUAAAAGGAUCCUCAUUGGCGACAAGGACAUGACAGAGUUGGUGGAUAUACUGGUGAAGCAGGUCUUGGAGGUGGCGACGAAGGCUACAACGGUGUGGCGUGAAUGUGCAGAGGAGCUUCUUCAAGAGCAGCCGGAAGUUGUGCGCCAGCUGGAGAACCCGGCGGUGCCAGAAGGCAUUGCGGCAUAUUGCGGCGCAAUAGGCCCAGACCUGGGGGCGAAUGGGGUGACACCGAGCGUCAUGUUCACUCAGACCGAGCUGAAGGUGCUGAAGGUGCUGAAGCUGGGUGACCAGAGAAUCGAGGAGAUCGAUUACUCCUUCCGGCUCGAAGAGUUCGCCGAGGACAUGGAGUACAUUGUUGCCCCGCACAUCAUACGGUGCUACCUGGAGGGUGACCAAGACGCCCUGGAGAAGCACUGCGGGGAUGCCGCAUUCGCUGCGGUAAAUGCAGGCAUCAAGGAGAGGAAAAAGUUGAAGAUGUCCCUGGACACCAAGAUCUUGUCCGGACCGCGAGAGAUCGAGCUCAAGGGUGCCAAGCUGAUGGAGCAGGGCGCCCCAUGCUUCAUUUGGACGUUCAACAUGCAGCAGGUCAAUUGCCUGCGAGAUGCAGAGGGUGAGAUCGUGGAGGGUGCGGUGGACGACAUUCGAACAGUGUGCUACGCCAUGGCCGUGACGAGGAACCCAAAGUUGGACGAGCUCGACCUCGAGUAUCCCUGGCAGGUCUCUGAGCUGGCAAUCCUGUGGAACCAGCCAUGCUUCUGA